Molecule: messenger RNA, 311 nt
Organism: Pocillopora verrucosa
Lineage: Eukaryota; Metazoa; Cnidaria; Anthozoa; Scleractinia; Pocilloporidae
Source: RefSeq, a predicted model, not a curated record
AGAAAAUUAUGAAGACGCUUAAUGGAGGAAACGAGCUAGACUCCUUUCCAGUUGAUGUGUCUUUUAUGUCCUCCAUUAGGAAAAGAAUUUCUCUCGCCAAGCAAAUUGACAAAGAAGAACACAAAUUUAGGCGCAAAAAGUCAAGUAAUGACUGUAUGCUUACCUCUGCCAAAGCCAUGGACAUUGAAGUUGACGAAGAUUUACUGGAAGAUCUCGGAGAUCAGGGAGAAAGGAAAGAGCGACAAGUAAAGCUGAAGCAAUUGAAAGCCGAAAUGAAUUUGGAAGAUAAUGGAAAAGUGGCCGUUGAAGAU